AGGCCCCAGCAAACUCCCAACGACACUUCUCUUUCAUCUUGACGAAGAGGAGCUGCAAAUAGAGAUCAAACACCACGGAGAAGAUGCAACGCAUGAUGAUGUGGCAACGAGGUCACGGUGAGUCGGUGUCGCGGCGAUGGCUGCAUGACGUCAGCACCGGUGGAUGGCGGCACAGCGUCAACGUCAGUGGAAGGCGGCACGAUGUCAUCGUCGGCCAUUGGUGGAUGGUGGCAGAAAUUACUUCUUCUUCUCUUCUCUUCUUUUCUCCUCAUUUCUUCCGCGAUCUGGUAGCUUUUCUUUUGUCGACCCGGUAGCUAUUUUUGUGGAUCUGGUGCUUGAUUUUCCGGAUCUGGUAGCCAUGAACCGUGAUUAUUAUAACUGCCAUGGUAAAGCACCAAAGAGAUCCUCAGCUGUCCUAUGUAAAUUAGCAAAUGAAGCUAGUUCACUUUCUCAUAUUGAUGCAGCUUACCAUACAAAGAAGAUUAGCAAAUGAAGCUAGUUCACUUUCUCAUAUUGUUUUUUUUUUGAGAGAAAAGAAAAGUGCUAUGUUUUAUUCUAUGUUUACUCCGUGUGUUAUGACAUUAUUAUAAAUGUUUGGUUCCACUUUCAUUGUUAUUCUUAUGACAAUGUUAUUAACAUUUUUA
This is a messenger RNA of Cuscuta europaea, 644 nucleotides long. The record is from the annotation of a GenBank genome assembly. Lineage: Eukaryota; Viridiplantae; Streptophyta; Magnoliopsida; Solanales; Convolvulaceae.